Molecule: messenger RNA, 1887 nt
Organism: Pochonia chlamydosporia 170
Lineage: Eukaryota; Fungi; Ascomycota; Sordariomycetes; Hypocreales; Clavicipitaceae
Product: universal stress protein
Exons: 3
Coding region: 1-1887 (628 amino acids)
Source: RefSeq, a predicted model, not a curated record
AUGGCGACGCUAACCGAGACCAAAAACAACAGGUUUCAGCAUCACGUUGGAUUCGACAAUGUCCCCAGUGGAGAGGCAACCAAGAACAACACCCUCUCAUUGACUCUCAACGUUCGACACAAGGGCUACCAAGCUCGACGCAGAUCACGCAGCUUCAUGGUCGGCGUUGAUGAGCAUUCCUACUCCGACUAUGCGAUUCAGUGGUUACUCGACGAGCUGGUCGACGAUGGCGAUGAAAUUGUCUGCGUCCGGGUCAUCGAAAAGGAAAUUCGCUACAAUGAUAAACAGUACCAAGAAGAUGCGGCCAAUGUUAUGCAAAACAUUUUGGCCAAGAACGGUGCCAAUCGCGCCAUCAGCUUCGUCCUCGAGUACGCCGUCGGCAAAUUACAUGCAACCUUCCAGAAGCUGAUUCAAAUGUACCAGCCAGCCAUGCUCAUUGUUGGCACUAGAGGUCGCUCACUGGGUGGCAUUCAAGGACUGGUCAAUUCUCGCAAUUCCUUUUCGAAAUACUGUCUACAAUACUCGCCAGUUCCCGUCGUUGUCGUCCGCCCGACAGAGAAGCGCAUAAAGAAGAAGGUGAAGCGUGCCAACGACACGACUCGCCAGACUUAUUUGGGAAUGCUCGCAGCCACCCAUGGCCUGCACGAAGCCGACAGCGAAACUAGCAGUUUGUACGAAUUAGAACCACAGGCUUCGCCAGACGAAGAGGCACACCAAGUUGCCAAGGUGCUGGGGCUGCCGGCCGCCUUUGACCCGACAAUCAAGCCGCUGCGAGACAGCUUACUCCCACGCUCUCGCCCGUCGAGUCCCAACCCAGCUGUUAAUGGCACGCCGGAGAGACAGCCGCUAGAGCGGUCACCGGGGAGUGCUGGAGGCGAUACCGAAGAAGAGGAAGAAGAAGAAGAGGAGGAGUUUGACGUUGUGGACGGACUGGAUGCGCUUGAUCAGCAACAGAAGCUGGAACAACUACACAAGAUGGAAGUUGGAGAGGCUGCCGCCCUUAGAAAGGGUGUGGACAAUGAAGAUGAGGAAGAGUCAGAUGAGGCCCAAGAGUCCAAAGAAGCCCAUGAUGACGAAGCGUGUGACUGGCCGCCGCCUCCAAAGGAUCGGCGACGCAUAGAGCCUGUCCAGCCAUCGUGCCAUGACGUCUCUGUGGAUAUCCCGGUAGCAUUGGACUCUUGUGCACAUGAAGCGCAUGAUUCGAAUGGUCUGGUGCAGGAGAGCCGGCAGCAGUCCCUCGAACACAUCAACAAGCAAGACGGCGACAGCGACAGCAGUAGCGACAAUCGUGCCAGCGCCGUUCUCCCACAACCGGACAUACACGUCGUCACGAUUGACGAGCCAAAUGGGGGCUCCCAAAUCCAGCGCAGCUCAGAAGUGUCAUAUCCAAUGCCCAUGGAUGACUUUGAACGCCGUGCCCGGGCCAGCUCUGCACCGUGUUAUCUACGAGUAGAUCCGCCAUCCUUUUUUCAUAGCCGCGAAGACGCUAUCCAGGCAAGGCUACGGCGGAACCGGCUAUUUCUGGCGCGGCUAGGCAGACAGUAUCGAGAAGAGGACCUGACAGGGUGGAGACAAUGGACGGCUAGUCUUUUUCAAGACCAGAUUGUUGCUCGGGAUUUUGCAGGCACACCACUAGCUGCACCCCAUCGGAUUCCCGCUCAACGCGCGACUGCCGUGGGAGAGACCGAAGCAGAAACUCAGCAAUCAGGCGAGGUGAAUGAGGCUGAAGAUGAAGGCUCUGGGAGGGAGGACCAAGAGGAAGACCCAGAGGAAGACCCAGAGGAAGACCCAGAGGAAGACCAAGGGGAAGACCAAGGGGAGGACCAAGGGGAAGAUCAAGGGGAUGAUCAAGGGGAGGACCAAGGAGAAGAUCAAGGACAGGAUUAA